AUGGGUGAAGUCGAGGUUCUUGUACCCUCUGAUCUCUUGGGCCCAAAGCCUCCGAAGACGACGCUUGAAUCAGACAUUUCAUUGGCGUCCAAGCCCAAAGACCUGCCCUUCGACCCUGACGCGCUGAAGCGGAAGUAUCUGGAGGAACGCGAUAAAAGGUUAAAGUACGGCCAAGAGAAAGGCGGUAUCAACCAAUAUCGACUUGUCGAGCACGAUGGUCCUUUUGCGCACUACCUCAAGGAUCCAUGGGUAGAGCCCGGCUUCAACCGCGAUCCAAUCGACGAGCAAGUCGACGUCAUUAUUAUCGGUGGUGGAUAUGGCGCUCAGCUCGUAGCUGUUCGGCUGAUUGAGGCCGGUGUCACCAACUUACGGAUCAUUGAGAAAGCAGGUGAUUUUGGGGGGACCUGGUAUUGGAACCGCUAUCCUGGCGCUCAAUGCGAUAUUGAAUCGUACAUUUACAUGCCCCUUCUCGAAGAGCUCAACUAUAUGCCCACCGAGAAGUAUGCCAGGGCCAACGAACUUCUGAAGCACGCUGAAAUGAUCGGCCGUCGCUGGGGCUUGUAUGACAAAGCACUUUUCCAGACGGAGACGCAUAGUCUCGAAUGGGAUGAGAAGACGGCGUUAUGGACUGCAAAGACCAAUUGGGGCGAUACCAUCCGGUCGAAGUAUGUCAUACCAGCUGCGGGACCGCUACAUCGACCAAAGCUGCCCGGCCUCUCGGGAAUAGAGUCUUUCAAAGGCUACUCUUUUCACUCAUCUAGGUGGGACUAUAACUACACUGGCGGUGACACAACAGGUAACCUCCACAAGCUCUCGGACAAGCGUGUAGGCAUUAUCGGUACCGGCGCGACUGCUGUUCAAAUCGUGCCUCACUUAGGAAAGUGGGCCAAAGAGGUCUAUGUCUUCCAACGAACGCCGUCGUCAAUUGACGUCCGCGGAAACCGACCUACCGAUCCCGAGUGGGCUGCCUCGCUCAAGCCAGGCUGGCAAAAGGAGCGUAUGGACAAUUUCAACAUUAUCGUCAAUGGCGGUAUUGCGCCUGUCGACCUGGUCAAGGACGGCUGGACAGACAUCUUACAUAAACUACUCGCACGUUGGCAACCUACUGUGGGCAAUGAGCCGGUGAACCCGGAAAAGGCUGCCGCGCAGCGCCAGAUCGCAGAUUAUGAGAAAAUGGAGACUGUCAGGGCACGCUGCGACGAAGUGGUCAAAGACCCGGUGACGGCCGCGGCUCUAAAGCCGUGGUACAACCAGCUGUGCAAGCGACCAUGUUUCCACGAUGAAUACUUGGACACGUUCAACCGGCCCAAUGUACACUUGAUCGACACGGCAGGUAAGGGCGUCGACGCGAUCACAGAAACGGGCGUCGUGGCCAACGGCCAACUGUACGAGCUGGACACGCUCAUCUACGCGACAGGGUUCGAGCUCGCAACAGAAUGGAGCCAUCGAUCCAAUAUGGAAGUGACGGGUCGUAAUGGCAAGACUAUCACAGAGUGCUGGAAGGACGGAUCGCGCACGCUACACGGCUGGACAACGCGCGACUUCCCCAACUGCUUCUGGGUGCAGAUCGUGCAGGCCGCGCUAUCGCCCAACUUCCUACACGUUACGGGCGAGCAAGCUGAGCAUCUGGCUUACGUGAUCUCCGAGUGCCAGAAACGCGGCGUCCGCACAGUCGAGCCCACCGCCGAGGCCGAGGAGGACUGGAUCAACACGAUUCUCAAGAUGGCUAAGCUGCGCGCCGAGUUCCUCUCCGGCUGCACACCCGGCUACUACAACAACGAGGGCACGCCGAAUCCCUCGGCCGCCAAAAAUGCCAGCUACGGCGGAGGCGCGCCCGCUUUUUUGAACUUGUUGAAGGAGUGGAGGGCGAAGGGGGACUUGGAGGGUCUGGAUCUGACGUUUGAGAAGGAAGAGAGCGCAUCGUGA
Fonsecaea multimorphosa CBS 102226 is the source of this 1926-nucleotide messenger RNA. RefSeq lists its product as uncharacterized. NCBI's taxonomy places the organism in Eukaryota, Fungi, Ascomycota, Eurotiomycetes, Chaetothyriales, Herpotrichiellaceae. The record is from RefSeq and is a predicted model, not a curated record. Bases 1 to 1926 code for a protein of 641 amino acids. Gene Ontology annotation, molecular function: oxidoreductase activity. The transcript is spliced from 2 exons.